This is a messenger RNA of Artibeus jamaicensis (Jamaican fruit-eating bat), 7511 nucleotides long. RefSeq names its product major facilitator superfamily domain containing 8 (gene MFSD8). The record is from RefSeq and is a predicted model, not a curated record. Lineage: Eukaryota; Metazoa; Chordata; Mammalia; Chiroptera; Phyllostomidae. The transcript has 10 exons. Gene Ontology annotation, cellular component: lysosomal membrane. Gene Ontology annotation, molecular function: transmembrane transporter activity. Gene Ontology annotation, biological process: transmembrane transport. The coding region runs from base 1737 to 3029 and encodes 430 amino acids.
CAUCUACUUUGCUGAAAAUGUAUUUCUGUGUAUCACAGUUCUUGAUUUGUGUGGUCCCUGUAUCAAGUCUAAUUAACCUCAGACUUUUCAAAGAAAGCUAUUUGUAGUAGAUCAACUCAGUCCAGUAUGUUAAAUUUUAAAAAGGUUCACUCCUUUCUCCAGAUAUUUGAAAGCUCUUCAAAGGUGAAUGUAGUGAGUACAUGAACUUAAACUAGUUCUUUACUAAUACAAAAAAAAAAAAUGUUUUCACCAGAAAAACUUGAUUAAUUUUCUCAUCCUGCUUGGGUAGCUCAGUUGGUUAGUGUUGUCCUAAUAUACCAGGGUUGCAGGUUCCAUUCCGGAUCAGGGCACAUACAAGAGUCAACGAAUGAUGCACAAAUAAGUAGAACAACAAAUCAAUGCGCCUCCCUCUCUCAUUUUUCUCUCUCAAAUCAAUCAAUAAGUAAAAAUUAAAAAAAAAUUUUCUCAAGUUAUUUCGUAAUAAUAUUGAGAGUUCACUGGGUGCCAAGUACAAUACUAAAUCUUUCACCUAAAUUAUCUUUUGAUUUUCAUAAUAACCCUGGGAAGUAAUUAUCACUCCUGUUUGACAGGUGAAGAAAUUUAGGGAAAUUAGGUAGCUUGCCAAGGUCACACAACUACAAAAUGGCAGAGCCUAUCUGAAACCAAAAUUUGACUUUUCACCACAGAGCUAUGUUACCUUCUACCUUAACAUUUUUAAUUCUUAAUUUAAGGCUACUAUCCUUCUGAAGAUAGUAUGUUAGCAUAUUACUUAGCUUAGCUAUCCAUCUGUUGAGAAGGAUAAAAAGCUAGGCCAAAAACCCGCAGAAAACAAAUAAUACUGAGUCAAUUGUCUGUCAAAGGAAUUUGGCACUACUACAGAUCCCAAUUGUACUUCUGGCCCCAGCUGAUAACCAGCCUUCAGCAAGUGAUUCUUCAGACUGUUACCCAGAGGUGGGACUGAAACCCAGAUUUCGAAGAGGAAUGGCAGGUUAUAGGCCCAGGGGGACAGUGGGAAUAUGCGUGAGUUACAAUAAAACAGGAAGUGGCAUUAUUAGUAGAAACAAUAUGCUAAGAAAUACUGGGUUUUAUCUGGUCUAGGUAACAUUCAUUUAGAGUAUAUUAUGUAUGUUGCCAUAGCCCCUAAGUACUGUACACGUAUAGCCUCAAAGAAUUCUAACAAGUCCCCCAAGAUAACCUCAUUUGACAGAUAAAGAAUUAAAGCAUACUAUUAUUUUUUAAUCGCAGCUACUCUAAUACAGGGCUUUUCAGAGCCAGAUAAGUAGAGCAUGGUUUGGGAACAACUAGACGCCAGCGACUGUUUACUGGUGUCACAGUGAAGGCCUCGGUGACCAUUAAUUGAACGAAUAUGCAAUAAUCUGUGAGUAAAUAGUGGAGGGGGCUUGGAAGACCUCUCUUCACCUUCGCUCCCAUAGAAAAGCAUGAAGAUUUCUAGAACUUCGACUUUGUUGAUUAACCUGUUUAGAGAAGAAUGUUUUGAAAUACAAUAAUACCACACAUUUUAAAAAAACAAUUUUUUAAAUUCUUACCCGAGGACAUUAUUUUCAUUGCUUUUAGAGAGAGAGGAAGGGAGAAAGAAAGAUUGUUGAGAGAGAGAAGCAUUAAUUGGUUGCCUCCUGAACACGCCCAGACUGGGGAUUGAAUCCAAAAGCUAGAUUGAUCAGACAGCUGAUGCAAGUUUUUUGGGCUGGGUUAUUGCUUCCUUUAGUCUUGGCCAAAUGGUAGCGUCACCUAUAUUUGGUCUGUGGUCUAAUUACAGACCAAGAAAAGAACCUCUCAUUGUCUCCACCUUCAUUUCGGUGGUAGCCAACUGCCUCUAUGCGUAUGUGCACGUCCCAGCUUCUCACAAUAAAUACUACAUGUUGGCUGCUCGUGGAUUGGUGGGAUUCGGAGCAGGAAAUGUAGCAGUUAUCAGAUCCUAUGUCGCUGGUGCUACUUCUCUUCGGGAAAGAACAAACUCCAUGGCAAACAUAAGUGCAUGCCAAGCAUUAGGUUUUAUUCUAGGUCCAGUUUUUCAGACCUGUUUUGCACUCAUUGGAGAAAAGGGCGUGACAUGGGAGACGAUAGGACUUCAGAUAAACAUGUACACAGCACCGGUUUUACUUGGUGCCUUCCUGGGAGCUUUGAAUAUUCUUCUCAUCCUUAUUAUAUUAAGAGAACAUCGUGUGGAUGACUCAGGACGACAGUGUAAGAAUAUUAAUUUUCAAGAAGCAAGUACAGAUGAAGUUCAGGUUCCCCAAGGAAAUAUUGACCAAGUCGCUGUUGUGACUACCAAUGUUCUGUUUUUCGUGAUCCUGUUUAUCUUUGCCCUUUUUGAAACCAUCCUUACUCCAUUAACGAUGGACAUGUACGCCUGGACCCGAGAACGAGCUGUGCUAUAUGAUGGGGUAAUCCUGGCUGCUCUGGGAGUGGAGGCCAUUGUUGUUUUCAUGGGGAUUAAAUUACUUUCCAAAAAGGUUGGCGAGCGUGCUAUUCUGCUGGGAGGACUCAUCAUCGUGUGGGCUGGCUUCUUUGUCUUGUUACCUUGGGGGAAUCAGCUUCCCAAAAUACAGUGGGAAGAUUUGCAUAAUAACUCAAUCCCUAACACCACAUUUGGGGAAAUCAUUAUUGCUCUUUGGAAGGCUCCAAGAGAUCACAGUGAAGAACCAACUGGCUGCCCCAUUGAACAAGCCUGGUGCCUCUACACCCCCAUGAUCCAUCUGGCCCAGUUCUUCACGUCAGCUGUGCUUAUUGGAAUUGGCUAUCCCUCCUGCAAUGUCAUGUCCUAUACGUUAUACUCAAAACUUCUGGGACCACAGCCUCAGGGUGUGUACAUGGGCUGGUUAACAGCUUCCGGCAGUGCGGCGCGGAUUCUGGGGCCUGUGUACAUCAGCCAGGUGUACACUUCCUGGGGCCCACGAUGGGCGUUCAGCCUUGUCUGUGGAAUAGUGGUGCUCGCCAUCAUGCUCCUGGGAGCGGUUUACAGAAGACUCGUUGCUUUUUCUGUAAGGCACGGAAAUAUUCAAGAGUAGCCUAGCUAACUAACGCUGGCAUGGACAGUGCUGGCUGCGUGGGACUUCCCUUCGCAAGGCCCUGCUGGACAGAGCCGUGAGUCUGCUUCCAAAGGUUGGCUUCGGGUAUUGGAUACUUCGAAUGGCAAGAACAUAGGUUGAAUAGCAGAGGGAACUCGAUGAGUAAUUGUGAAUAGGAAGAUAAAAAACAUUCUGGAUCAUAAUUUAUUUUUCUCAGAAAAGAAAUAUUCUUCAUUCGGCACCUUUUCAGUGUUCCAUGAACUCAUGAGUGAUGGCCUACAAAUGUGAAAUUGUAUUUUUAAUUCAAACUGCAGAGGCAUCAUUUAAAAUAAUGAGAAUAUCUAUGCAGUGAAACUAUAGUAGAGUUUUGAAAGAAUUACCUAUAACACAAUGAAAUUAUAGAAAUUGUUUACCUAGAUAGCUUUUAUUCAAAGAUAGCUACUUUUUAUUUAAAAAUGUAUUUUCUAUUCUGUCAAGUUUCCUUGUGAAACAAGUAUUAUUACUCUAAUUUGUCCACUUACCAUGACUGACACUCCACCUUACCUUCUUUAAGUUAUUUUUAGUACACCUUCUGUCUUAUCUCACUGAGUAACCCCUAGUUUUAGUAGAUGAGUAAGAAUGAUUCUAGUAUUUUAGCAAUAAAGAGGAUGAAGAGAUCAAGAUGGAUUUUACUGCCUUUAGUAGGGAUACUUUUUUCUUUCAAGUGCUAAUACUUUAGAAACAUAAGCCAGGUAUGUUAUUGUAUACACAUACUGAACAACAAACUGUUUAUUCCACCUCCUUAAAUUCUGGAGGAAAAUGGUCACUGCAUUUAUUUUUCCCAUCACUUAGCUGUGGCAGGGCAGACACAGCAGUUUUCGUCUGUCUGCACAGCUGUUGAGACCUGCAGAACUUCACACCUGGACGGCCCAUGGCAGCCCCAGUACAAUCAGGCUGUUACAGGGCACAGCCAAGAGGGGACCCCAAAAAGGGAUUUGGAAUGGGGUCCAGAACUCAGGGUGUCUAGGAAACAGAAAGACAUAUAAGAUAUCCUCACCCCUUCCCCCACAGGUGUGAGGUGGGGGAAGGGACACACAUGCAGGGCUGUUUUGUACAGCCACAGCCUUGCAGCUAAUCCCUGGCAUGGUCAUUUAAUAUAUCUAUAGCCUUUGGCUGGUCACUUAGAUAUGCUAAAUAGCUGUGGCCCUGCAUGGAGCCAGGGGGAUGGAAGUCACUCCCCCGAAAGGUGUAACUGUGGGGGCAGGUCCCCCAAGUUACAGCGCCUGUGUGAGAGCUCGGACAAGAUUGGUUCCAAGACAUGGGGCCAUACCUGCCCAGACUCAUGAUGGCAGCCCAGUAAACUUGGAAUAAUACAGGAAUGCUGGCAGGUGUAACGGGUUGUGGGAGGAGUUGGAAAUGGGGGUACAGAGGAAUAUUGGCGCAGGGAUUUAAACCCAGACACAGCAGCCAUUGAAGAGCGUACCGUGUGUCUUUGCUAGAGUGGCAACCCUCUCCUCCCUGCAGCUUUGCGGGGGGGGGGGGGAGUGCAGACCCCCGCAGCUUUGGUAAAGGAAAGAACCAACCAUGCGGUUUUGGCCAGAGUAGAGACCCCUGCAGCUUUGGUAGAAGAGGACCACGUGGCUUUGGGGUGCUCCCUUUGGCCAUGUGGCCUGGGAAGCAGGAGAGACUUUGCCUGGAAGAAGGGUACAAAGAACUCUUGCCAGGAGGCCAUGAGAAGGUGCCACAUGGCUUUGCAUUAGUUAGAGAUCCAGCCUGGACAGCGACACAGCUGACUGUGCCAGGAGCCUGGAUCCUGGACAUUUGCUUCUUUUCCUGAGUUACAGUACCUCAAAUUAGAGCAGGGGGAUCAGGAAGCACUGUGCAUGUCUGUGGGUAUCCGAAAAGGACUUUGAUAUUUUAGUGAAGACAUUAGGUCACUACUUUAAGUCUGUAUAGCAUUAAAUAAUUCUUUCCUUUUCACAAAUCUCUGGCAUUGAGAGAUGUCUUUUCUGUAGGGCAGCAGACAUAAUGAACCUCGGCCCCUUUAUUCUGUAACAGUUUUUGGUGCCCCUGGUGGGCCAGAUACUGCCCCCCGCCUCCUUGGACCUGUGUUCUGUAACAAGGCUAGCAGAUACAGAGUGUGCUUAAGACAGGGUCUGUGUGUGCACAUCUCUAUCACUAUGUAAGUCAGGUGCUGAUAAAAGGAACUAGUACAGAAUCGUGUGCAUGCAUAAUCAGGACUACCCAAAAAAGUAAAGCUGUUUCUAAGUAUUUUUCUAAAUGUUUUCUACUUACAUUUCCAAAUCUGAGAGUAAACACUAUGAUCUGCACUUUAUACCAAGUUUCUGUUACUGUGUUAUGUUGUGUUUUGUUUUGUUUUUGGCUGGAACAAAAACUUAUUUCUCACAGUUCUGGAGGUAGGAUGUCCAAGAUUGAGUGUUGGCAGGGUUGGUUUCUUCUGAGGCCUCUCUCGUCGGUUCGUAGAUGGGUAUAUUCUCCCUGUGUCUUCUGUUUGUCUCCAGCUUUAUUGAGAUAUGAUUGACACACAGCAUUGUGUAAGUCUAAGGUGUUCAUGUUGAUUUGCUACACUUACAGACUGUAAAAUGAUUAUCAUAGCAUUAGCAAACACCUCCAGCACAUCACACAAUUACCUUUUCCUUUUUGUGGUGAGAACAUGUAAUACCUACUCUCUCAGCAACUUUUAAGUUGUGUAAUACAGUAUUAUUAGUUGUAAUGUCCAGGCUGUUCUGAGAUCCCCAGAACUCAGUCAUUUUACCACAGGGAGCCUGUCCUCUCUGACCCGACUCUCCACACCCCCCCAUCCCCAGACCCUGGCAGCCGUUGUACGGCUCUGCCUCAACUGUUCAGCUCCUUGAGACUCCACAUACCAGUGAUAUCAUACCUGGCAUAAUGCCCCCAGGUCCACCCAUGUCCUCACAAAUGGAUCUGCUUUCUUAAUGAAAUGAUGUUCCAUUAUGUCUUAAUAUGUAUGUAUGUAGACAGGCCACACUUACACAAAGAAGUGAGGUGGUAUUUCGUGAUGGUUUUGAUUUGCAUUUCCACGAGGAUUAGUGAUACGGGGCGCACCUUUUUAACCUACCUGUUGGCCAUUUUUGUGUCUUCUUUUGGCAAAUGCUUUUUCAGGUCCUCUGCCCAUUUUCUAAUUGGGUUGUUUUGGCUGUUUUGCUACUGAGGUUUGCUGUCUCUUAAAUCCAACUUCUUCACUGUAAUAGAAGGCUGAACCUGGCAGAAAUCCUACGGUUACAUUUUAGAGAUUGUUGUCACUCCUUCCCACCUCCCGCAGCAAGACCCUGCCUCAGCUAGAUUUAGCAGGACGCUGGCCAGUUUUCUGGCUCUUUGGUCACAUCCUGGGGUCCCUUUCCCCUGAUGUCGCAGCUGUUCCUGUCUUACUUUUUUGGGGCGCUGUAGUCCACCCUUGGUGUAGGUGCUGUGCAUGGUAGAACUAUGAUAACGAUAAAAAAUGGUGACAGUGAAGAUUUAGAGAGUUCAUCUCCUAGGUAAUGUGUAAUGUACAGUUUAAUUCUGUUUUAUAGAUUAAAGGUAUUACGAUUUCCAUUUUACAGGUGAAGGAAUAGAGGCACAAAAAGCUGAAGUACUUGUCUAAGUAACAGUCUGUCUUCAGGGCCUCCACUCCCAACCACUGUUUUUCACAGCAAGGAAAACAGCCCAGUUUGCAGUAACAGGUAGUUGACUGCUGAUUACAGAGUAAAUUAAGUUACCUGGACCAGUGACUCUUGAUUAGCGUUAAGUAUUUGACAAAUACAGUUUGAUGCCCAUGACAGGCUUUUUUCUUAACUCAAUGAUUAGGCUGUUUCCAUGCAAGAAUAUGACAUAGAAAAGCUUCCCAACUUCUAAAAAUUUAUAAUAGUACAGGUAAAUUAUAAACUCACAAAAAUGACUACAAUGUUUCUAUUGAGAACACUGUCUUCUCUGGGGGAUUAUACCAGUGCAUACCUUGGCACAAAAGAUGAGCAAGUAACAUGGGGUUGACGAGACAGCAGGGAGGUAAAGCUUGAGGAAAAAGUCACCUCCUUGAGGUGUUAAGUGGGGUUGAAAAUAAACUGAAAAAAAUGAUAGGAAACCCAAAGUUAUGAAAAACUACUAAAAGUAGUAUAAGAAAAGAUGUUUGGAAAACCUAAACUUGUUAAUGUUAAGAGUGAUUAUCAUAUUUUGUAGGGAUUUAUAAUUUCACAAAACUUCUUCAUGCUACUUUCCUUUGUCUAUAUUUAAAAUGAACUCCAGUUAAAAAUCUGUAAAUAAACUCAUUUGUAUAAAACUUUUCUGUCCUGGCUGGUGUAGCUCAGUGGAUUGAGCGCGGGCCUGCGAACCAGACAAUCGCGGUUCGAUUCCCAGUCAGGGCACAUGCCAGGGUUGCAGGCAGGUUCCCUGCAGGCCAGUUCCCAGCAGGGGACGCACAAAAGGCAACCAUACAUUGAUGUUUCUCUCCCUCUCUCCUUCCCUUCCCCUCUAAAGAUAAAUAAA